CUACUACUACUACUACUACUCCUACAGGCAACAACACUCUCUCUGCAUAACCCAUUUUCACAGAGUAGGUGAAAAGCAAAAACCCCUCAUCAGCCCCAAAUUUCAACUACUAUUGCUUUUGUCAUUUCUUUCUCCACCUAAUCUAUACCCAAAAUUUUUUCAUUUUUUUUUUUUUUUUUACUUUCUCUUCUUCCUUCUGGGAAAAGCAAAACCAGUGAAAGAUAGAGAAUUUAUAAUAUUGUUAUAUAUAUAUAUAUAUAUAUACAAAAAAAAAAAAUUUGAAGUCAAGAGAGAAAGUUUUGUACCUGUUCAGUUUGGUUGUUGGUGAGUCUUUAUCAGGUAUCGAAAUCGCAAACCCUAGAAAAAUAAAAAGUUUAACUUACUUGCUCGCUCGCUCGCUUUCGCUUCAGAUCGCGGCGAUUCUCUCACUCGGCCGAUCUGACUCAAUGGGGUUGUUCGAUUGCUUCGAAUGCUGAGUGGAGAAUGUAGCUCCGGCGAUAAUCGGCGGCGAAAAUGUCGGCUCCUGUAGCGGCUUUCGAGCGGCCCCGCCCUGGGCUUAACACGGUUUUCAAGAGUGGCCCUCUUUUCAUAUCUUCAAAAGGAAUAGGCUGGAAAUCUUGGAAGAAGCGGUGGUUUAUCCUCACACGCACUUCCCUAGUUUUCUUCAAAAAUGAUCCUAGUGCACUUCCGCAAAGAGGUGGUGAAGUAAAUCUGACUUUGGGAGGCAUUGACUUAAACAAUUCUGGGAGUGUUGUGGUUAGGGAAGAUAAAAAAUUGUUGACUGUAUUGUUUCCAGAUGGGCGUGAUGGGCGAGCCUUUACUCUAAAGGCUGAGACAUCUGAGGAUUUGUACGAGUGGAAGACAGCCCUAGAGCACGCCCUUGCACAAGCACCAAGUGCUGCCCUUAUUGUAAAUGGGAUUUUUCGGGGUGACACUAAUGAUUCAAUUGAUGGGUCCUUCAAUCAAUGGAGGGAUAAGCGUCCGGUUAAAUCCUUGGUUGUUGGAAGACCAAUUUUGCUUGCACUAGAAGAUAUUGAUGGAGGUCCAUCCUUUCUUGAAAAAGCUCUUCGUUUUCUUGAGAAGUACGGAACUAAUGUUGAAGGUAUUUUACGACAGUCUGCAGAUGUUGAGGAGGUAGACCACAGGGUUCAAGAGUAUGAACAAGGUAAGACUGAAUUUGCUCCUGAUGAGGAUGCUCAUGUUGUUGGAGACUGCGUUAAGCAUAUCCUUAGGGAGUUACCCUCUUCUCCAGUUCCAGCAUCGUGCUGCACUGCAUUGCUGGAUGCUUACAAAAUUGAUCGGAAAGAAGUUCGGAUAAAUGCAAUGCGCGCAGCAAUAUUGGAGUCAUUUCCUGAACCAAAUCGGCGCUUAUUACAGAGAAUUCUGAAGAUGAUGCAUACUAUCUCUUGUCAUGCUCAUGAGAACCGGAUGACUCCAUCAGCUGUUGCUGCUUGCAUGGCGCCUUUGCUUCUACGCCCUCUAUUAGCUGGCGAGUGUGAGUUGGAGGAUGACUUUGAUAUUAAUGGUGAUAGUUCAGCCCAACUUCUUGCUGCUGCAAAUGCUGCUAAUAAUGCUCAAGCAAUUAUUACAACUCUCUUGGAGGAGUAUGAUAAUAUUUUUGAUGAAGAAAAUCUUAACAGAUGCUCCAUUUCAGCUGAUUCUCGGAUUGAAAACAGUGGGACCGAAGAUUCAACUGAUGAUGAAAAUCUAGAUAUGAAAGACAAUGGAUACCAUGAUGCAGAAAAUGAAGUUGAUCCAGAAACAGAUGAUGAUCCGGAACGUGUGCACAGUGGAAAGUUGAGUGAAAGUAGUGGUUCUGCUGGGAGUGAUCUUUAUGAUUAUAAGGCCUUUGGGGGUGAUGAUUCAGAUGUUGGAUCCCCUAGUAAAAAGAAUCAUGCUUUGGCUGAGAGUUCAAAUUUAUGUGUUGAUCAUCAACAGAUAAGGGAUCCUAAUGGUCAACUGUCCGAGGAACAAGGCAAGCAGAAGAAUGUAAGUGAUAACUCCAUUAAUGAAAUCAACACUCCAAGUGUCUCACCUGCUGGUGAGUCUUACCGAUCAAUGGGGGAGAUCCUGUCCUCAAUGGAUACAGCACAUCCUUUGCCCAUGCCUGCUUUUGAAUCAGGUGCUGGAAAGCCAGUGGGUAAAGUUACAGGGUCCAAUGUUAAUGCAAAGCGAGCAACAUUCUGGGGACGGAACAAUGCCAGAAAGACACCCUCAAUGGAAUCAGUUGAUUCUUCUGGAGAAGAAGAGCUUACUAUUCAGAGGCUUGAGAUUGCCAAAAAUGACUUGCAACACAGAAUUGCAAAGGAGGCUAGAGGAAACGCAAUUUUACAAGCAAGCUUGGAGAGAAGAAAGCAGGCUUUGCAUGAGCGGCGCCUGGCACUUGAACAAGAUGUUUCAAGAUUGCAAGAGCAGUUGCAAGCUGAAAGAGACCUUAGAGCUGCACUUGAAGUCGGUUUGAGCAUGUCUUCUGGACAAUUUUCCAGUUCACGUGGCAUGGAUUCUAAGGUUUGUAUAGAUCUUAAGACAAGGGCUGAGCUAGAGGAGAUUGCACUUGCUGAAGCAGAUGUGGCCAGGUUGAAGCAGAAAGUUGCAGAACUCCACCAUCAACUUAAUCAACAGAGACAGCAUCACUAUGGUUCCCUCUCUGAUGCAUGUGACCGUUAUCAAAAUGUCCAAAACCAUAAUUCUCAACAGAGAUUUCUUCAGCAAGAUUUUGAUACAACCCUUGCUUAUUGUAAUCAAGAAAGGAAACAGAGGACCGAGGGUGUAAGAAAGGGGAUGGGGGAAUCCCUGCUUGGUGGAUCUAGAUGCCAUCCUGCUUCACAUGAGUGGACAAUGAACUUUAGCUUGGUUAACAAAUGAUAUCGCUGUUCUCAUCUGAGACCAGUAAUUUAUGAAGCUUAAGAGGCUAGCAAUGAGCUAAGUUACACCAACACGAACAUGGGUACGGAUACGACACAGGUACGGAUACAUGGGUACGACAAUUUUUGAAAAAUAAGGGGAUGACACGGCGUGGGUACGGCAAUUAAAUAAUUAAUUAAAUUUUAUAUUUAGGCAUAUUUUUAAAUAUUUUUAGACAUAAAAUACUUUUAUGUCUAGAAUUAAAAAAAUAUAAUAUUUACAAUAAACAACAAGUGAAGGAAUGAAUGAAUUAAAGCCAAAAAGAAGAAGUGAAGGAAUAAAAGAAAAAGGAAAAAAAGAAAAAGAAAGAUAGACACGUGAUGACUCUAAAAUAGCAAAAGAUAUACAGUAAGUCCAUUAAAUGGCCUAUAUAGUUAGAUAAGAACAUUUGAAAGACACAAAGCUGAAAGCACACAGUUGUAGACUUGUAGUGCAUUAGCAAUGAAGAAACCAAAGACGCAGGAAAAAAGGAGAAGGAGAAUAAAGAAGAUGUAGCAGCAGCUACAAUGGAGAGGAAUGGGAUCUAAAUUAGAAAAGGGUUUAGAAGGAGAAAAAAAUGAAAGAUUUGGAGCACAAAUCUCAGUCAUUAGGCACCAAGUCAGUGAGUCACAGACCCAUUAUUCUCAUCUUCUUCUUCCUUUUCUUUUUCUUUUUUCUUCUUGUUUGUACCGGUCCAAAAUCUCCUUACCGUGUCGAGGAAGCGAAAAAAAGAAAAAGAAAAAAAACACCGAUCGGACACCGGAGUCCGGCAAGUCUUACCAGUAUUGGUUCCGACAUGUGUCGGACACCGGUACUUCGCCAAAAAUGGCAUGUCGGUGCAACCUAGGCAAUGAGUACUGUCGGACACCGAUACUUUGCCAGAAAUGGCGUGUCGGUGCAACCUAGGCAAUGAGUACCUGAGCAUUAACUAGAAUUAGCUACUAUAGUUGGCUUGGCAAACAUCUGGGCCAAGGCUGCUUAUCUUUCCUUCAUUUAUGACAUUUAGUUCUUUACGAAUUGCUUAAUCCUUAACUUCUCUCUCCAUAGGGGAGGUUGAUGAUGUGCAUACCCUGGCUGAAAUUUUGGGCUUCAGAGUUGGAGAGUUGCCUAUGUCUUAUCUUGGUAUGCCGUUGGGGGCUUCACAUAACUCCCCUUCAAUUUGGAAUCCUAUUUUGGAAAAAUUUGAGCGGAAACUAGCUGGGUGAAAGAAGUUGUAUUUGUCUAAGGAGGGUCGAUUGAUGUUACUCAAGAGUAUGCUAUCUAGUCUUCCUAUCUAUUUUCUAUCGUUAUUCACAAUCCCUACUCAUGUGGCCAAUAAAAUUGAAAAGUUGCAAAGGGACUUUCUAUGGGGUGAUAGUAAGACUCAUCUGAUAGGAUGGGAUAAAGUUUGUGCGCCUAUAGCCAAUGGUGGCUUGGGGAUAAGGAAACUUACUACUUUCAAUAAGGCCUUAUUGGGGAAAUUGUUAUGGCGGUUUGGGAAGGAAGAGGAUCGGUUAUGGAGGACGGUGGUAGCUUCAAAAUAUGGGGAAGAAUGGGGGGAAUGGACCUCAAAGUUGGGUAGGGGAGUUCAUGGGUGUGGUUUGUGGAGAAGUAUUCGUAUGGGAUGGGAGGAUUUUAGCAAAAAUUGUCAGUUUGUUGUUGGGUUGGGGAAUAGAGUGAGGUUUUGGCAGGAUGGGUGGCAUGGGGAUCAUCCUUUUCAUUUGGCUUUCCCAAGGUUGUAUAGUAUUGCCAUUGAUAAGGAGGUUUCUGUAGAAGCUUCUUUGUCAAGGCAGGGGGUGGAGGAUAGAAGAAUUUGAGAUGUUCGUUUUAUUCGAGAAUUUAAUGAUUGGGAGAUGGAUGAAGGGCUGCAUUUUCUUCAUAUAUUGGGAGCUAAUACUCCUCCAAUGGAUGUGGGAGACCGGAUGAGAUGGAAGUUGAAGUCUAAUGGGGAUUUUGACAUCCGGUCAUAUUAUAACAAAUUAAGGAACUCUCCCUCAAUUGUCUUUCCUUGGAAAGCUAUUUGGAAAGCAAAGGCCCCUAGGCGAGUUUCCUUUUUUGUUUGGUGUGUAGCUUGGAAUAAGAUCCUAAUGGGUGAUAACCUGAAAUUGAGGAGAUUGGUUUUUGUGGACUGGUGUAUUAUGUGCCAACAUUGUGGAGAGACGGUAGACCACUUAUUUCUUCAUUGUGAGAUGGCUUAUUGGUUAUGGAGUUUUGUUUUUAUAACUUUUGGCUUGUCUUGGGUUAUACCUAGAUUGAUCCCAGAUUUGCUUUUUGGUUGGUGAAUUGGUUGGGGAAGCACUCAUCUCAGAUUUGGAAUUUAGUUCCGUUGUGCAUCUUUUGGUGUAUUUGGAAGGAACGGAAUCGGCGGACUUUUGAGGAUUUGGAUAGUUCCGGUGUUCAGAUGCUUGCUUCUUUUAGUGGAACUCUUUUUGAUUGGUCUCGGGCUUGGGGACUCACAACUAGUGAUUCUCUCCCUUCUUUCCUUAGCUCUCUUUCUCUUUGUAAUUAAUGUGUAGUUUGGUUUUCUUUUUUGUUUUUUCUCUGUUUUCUUCUUCUUGUAUUUUCUGGGUUUGCUCUUUGCUUCUUCAUGCAUAGAGUAGCCUUUCGUAUAUAUAUCAUUCUUACUUAUCAAAAAAAAAAACUUCUCUCUCCAUAGAUAUUGGGGGAUGAAUGAUGCAGGGCAAAA
This is a messenger RNA of Quercus robur (English oak), 5548 nucleotides long. Its product is annotated as rho GTPase-activating protein 7. Gene Ontology annotation, biological process: signal transduction. Bases 514 to 2865 code for a protein of 783 amino acids. Lineage: Eukaryota; Viridiplantae; Streptophyta; Magnoliopsida; Fagales; Fagaceae. The record is from RefSeq and is a predicted model, not a curated record. The transcript is spliced from 21 exons.